Osmerus eperlanus (European smelt) is the source of this 1769-nucleotide messenger RNA. Its product is annotated as fibroblast growth factor 18-like. The transcript is spliced from 5 exons. The record is from RefSeq and is a predicted model, not a curated record. Gene Ontology annotation, molecular function: growth factor activity; fibroblast growth factor receptor binding. The coding region runs from base 443 to 1102 and encodes 219 amino acids. Gene Ontology annotation, biological process: animal organ morphogenesis; positive regulation of protein phosphorylation; cell differentiation. Gene Ontology annotation, cellular component: cytoplasm. NCBI's taxonomy places the organism in Eukaryota, Metazoa, Chordata, Actinopteri, Osmeriformes, Osmeridae.
GCACACGGAAAACAACUGCUGCAUUUACAAGUCAAGAGAAGGAAAGAGAAUGAAAGGAUAAGACAAUACCAAAAGCCUAACCUCAAAAAAGCAACUCAAAACUCAAACAGGAUGGAGAACGCCUAGUCUACCAGCACGUUAAUUCCCCUCACCUUUUCAUCCUCGUCAUUAACAUCAUCCGGAGUAGGACGGGACUCGGGACAUUGUGUAGUCUAUAAAUCCGCGUUCACUUUUUGGCUACAGUGACAUCACUAAACCCAUUCCUCUCCGCCAGCAUCCUUCCUGAUCAAUGUGCCCGGUGUGUGCUGCUGAUGCCCGCACGGAUUGUUGCUCUUCCCCGAUCCAUCCUUCAACGAGCGGAUCUGUGGAGGAAUCCCCGGUCAAAGUGCCUGACUUUCCCUGGCCUGGAUAGCGGCUUGGUCACGGCAGCUACGCUCAAGCGAUGACUUAUAUCCUCUCAACUCUGGUCCUGUUAUCUGUCCAGGCUUUGUGGGUGGUUUGCAGUCCCCUGGAGGUGUUAGCGGCGGACAACGUUAACUUUGGGGUCCACGUGGAGAAUGAGACCCGGGUGCGAGACACGAUGAGUCGACGUCACCACAGGGUGUACCAGCUGUACAGCAGGACCAGCGGGAAACAUGUCCAGGUUCUGGGGAGGAGGAUCAGCGCCGAGGGAGAGGAUGGGGACAAAUAUGCCCAGUUAGUUGUGGAGGCAGACACGUUCGGUAGCCAGGUGAGAAUCCGUGGAAGAGAGACCGACUUCUACCUCUGCAUGAACCGUCGAGGCAAGCUUAUUGGAAAGAGGGCGAGCAAUCGCAGUGCCGACUGCGUCUUCAUAGAGAUGGUGUUGGAGAACCACUACACAGCCCUCCUGUCAGCUUGCUACCCCGGCUGGUACGUGGGCUUCACCAAGAGGGGUCGGCCCCGGCGCGGGUCACAGACACUCCCCAACCAGCAGGACGUCCACUUCCUGAAACGCCCCCCCGUGGGGGAGCAGCCGGACCUUCAGCCGUUCCGCUUCACCCCCGUCAACAAGAGGAAGAAGGUGAGAGGGAUCAGACCCACUCAUACGCCCGGCCCCACAGAGACCCUAGCUCCCUCGUAGCAGAUAAGACCUGGAGCUGAAACACCCAAACCGACACCCAUCUCCUCAGAGACCCUGGCUUUCUCGUAGCAGGGCUGAAACACCCAAACCGACACCAAGAUCCUCUGAAAUUCUGUCUCCCUCAUAGCAGUGGGCUCUGAGCCCUACAGCUAACCAAUUCAGAAUUCAGAACACCCUCCGAAGACAGAAACUAGUGAACACGUUGAUAGACACCAAGACUGACUACGGUGGUGUACAAUUCAAGAUGACUAAAUGCAAUGUUAGUUACACUUACAAGAAACUGAUAUUGAUCUACACACUAAGUCCUUAAACACUCAAGACAACCGAACAAUAUAAGGUUCGUUCAACAAUGAAUACUCCAAUCAAAGACAUCUGAUCUGCAUUUCACGAUUCACUCAAAAACCUCCAAACCCUUCCAUAGACACCUGAACAAUGUUUAGUACAGAAAUCAAGACAAGAGAACUUGUCAUGUUCUUUUCAGUCUUUACACUUUGUGUGGCAACUUUUUACUACCAAGUCCACAUUUUCUGUGCCCCUGACUUUUCACUCCACAUGUAAGGCUGUCGUACAAACUAGAACAGUAUCUGUAAUAUUUCUUAGCUUCAAUUACUGACCCAGACGAUCUUACGUUGCUUAUGGAUUAUGAUAUUAAAAGUUAUUUAUUUUG